AUGUCGGAUGAAGAGGCUGUUGAUGUAAUGCCUGCUAUUCGCAAGGCAUGUGAACCCAAAUGUGAGCAACCUUUUAAUGCCUACCGGGCUUGUCUGGAUCGCGUCAAGGCAAAGGGCGUUGGUUCGUGUGAUGGUCAAUACUUUGAUUUCUUGCACUGCAUUGACAAAUGUUCCGUUCCACAGAUCAUGAAGCAUUUGAAGUAA
This is a messenger RNA of Peronospora belbahrii, 204 nucleotides long. The record is from the annotation of a GenBank genome assembly. Lineage: Eukaryota; Oomycota; Peronosporomycetes; Peronosporales; Peronosporaceae.